AUGCCACCGUCGACUUCUCCCUUCACUGAGGGGAGUUGCAGUGCAAACGGCUUCGCUUGUCAGCAUGUGCCCCACCCAUCCCGGGGCGAGCAUGAACGUAGUACUCGUAAAGAUGGAGCAGUCUGUUCCAGCGACCCGGAUGGUGAAGAUGUAACACGCUCGAGCAACGCUCGUGCUACUGUCCCCAACGACGACUACGAGACUACUCCUAUAGACGCCAUCACCUUGCCGAAGAGGUGCUCGUCCUGCUAA
Molecule: messenger RNA, 252 nt
Organism: Parastagonospora nodorum SN15
Lineage: Eukaryota; Fungi; Ascomycota; Dothideomycetes; Pleosporales; Phaeosphaeriaceae
Exons: 2
Coding region: 1-252 (83 amino acids)
Source: RefSeq, a predicted model, not a curated record